AUGUCAGCUCCACCCCACAAGAAAGCUCGCAUUGAGGCUUCUAUUGCUUCCCUUCCUUCUACUACUACUGCUGCUUCGACUGCUGUCGCUGCACCCGCCGCUGGAUUUGCAGCUUCGUCGUCUUCGAGCAUGGGAGCUGGACAGACCUCGUCGUCGGCAGCGUCGGCAGCGUCGUCGUACGCGACUCGGAGCCGAACCAAGGUCGCUGCUUCACCUGAUAUUGACUUGACCAUGAACGAGGACGAGGAUGAUUUGGAGAAUGCGGGUGCGAACGAUAAUGAUAAUGAUGAUGAUGAGGAACUAUUCGAAUACGAGUCGUACGACGAGCAGGAGCACGAUAUUGCCGUCGCGAAGGCUUCUGCGUCACGCUUAAAGCCGAAAGCUCAAGACGAACACGAGCAAGACGACGACGACGAUGAGGAUGGAAACGUUGGCUUUGAGUCGGAAGAUGAGACAACAACUGUUCAUGGACCUCGGCCCAUCAUCGACUCGAUCACGCUCAGUGACUCGGCAGAGGAGGAGUUCCAGAUCAGUACCCCACCUGAGCCCAAGGCCGGCAGCAGCAGUUGUACCGAACCACUCAACGGCGCAGCUCCCGGAACUCCCAACGUCGUCGGUGGAGGCAAGGGCAAGAUGUCUUCGAGGAGGCAGUGGCAGGCUGAUGCGCAGGCUAUGGUUAAGAAGUUUGGCGCCAAAGAUGGGGAUGCUAUUACGAGUGAGUUGCCACAAGGCUCCACUCGGCCCGAACGGACGAUCAUCCAAGCUGAGUUGGGUCUUUGGGACACGAACAGACUUUCGCAAGGACGAGGACAUGGUGCAGUUCACGCUCGCACAUGCGGGGAACAAACUCCGCUUCGUCAUCAUGUUCCCUGAACUGGGAGGGUAUCCUCGCUCGCAUCAGUGCGUUUGCUAUAGCGAAAACGAGGCGAUCGAGGGCGAGAUUGAGCAGGUCAUGUCCGAAAUAGCAAAGUGAGUACAAGGAUCGUAUGGACGUGCCCCUAGAAGAUAGUGCUAGAACCAAGUCCUCCUCGGCAAACAGUCUUCCAUCUCAAGCCGAUCGAUCCAUCGCGGGUCUGAUCGAAUACCUCGUCGGUCGAAUCGUCCAUGGCCAGCCAUCACCGUAUGCCGACCUCUCGCAGACCCAACACGAUACCGAUACCGAGGACGAAGACAUGGACGACUACAUCGAGGAUGACGACAUCUUCCCGAACGGCCCUGGAUUCGGACCUCGAUCGGCGUUGCGGGUGGCCCUGCGCAAGGACUUUAGGGAGUUGCUCGCUCAAGGCUACCGACCCGGGUUCACGCGACUGUCGGAGUUCGACAAUGUCGUGUCCGUGUCCAAGAAGGUCAACGAGCUCGGUGUUCCCGUCGGAGCGUUGCAGGCUUGGGACUCGGAACUGAUCACGGGCAAGGUCGUUUACCUCGUCCUGCUCAUCAAAUUUGGGUGCAAGUACCCCAUCGACGCCGACAAUGCGACGCGCGGGCAGGUGCAGUUCAAGGUCGCCAUCGCACCAACGUACAAGCCUUCCAAGGCGUCUAUCGCGACCGCAUUCAGUAUACGUGGUAGCUCUGAUACGUUGAGACGUGGGUUUACUCUCUUAUCAGCGAGCUGAAGUAUCGUUCACCUGCUGACCGGUCUAUGAUGCUCACACAGAGGGCGAUAUGCAAGCCAUCUCGCUCAGCGCCCCGCUCGAUGCGCUCUUCAAGGAGAAGUUCCAGGAGAUUCUCUUGACGAGGCGUCAACAACCCAAAUGUGGAUGGGCUGCCGCUGAGCAUCAUUGCAUGGCUGAUAACCCGCAUGGCAAGGCUUACGAUAGUAAAGCUGGUCGAGCGGCCGAUAAGGCAGAGGCAGAGCUUGCUACGUCGGGGUCGUACAAUGUGGGUAUUCCAGGGGGAGGAGGAGAAACUCGAACGGUUGAACUAUGCAACUGAUAGUGAUGGGGUUUGAACAGCUUCCCGUCGAUCCCAUGGCGAAGGAUGUGACGGACAACUACCCAUGGCUGGCGAUGGCUUACCUCGUUCGUCGCUUCGUGAUGUGCCCCCGAUUUUGCCUCAUCUGCUUUAAGUGAGUGCCAUGAAGGGUGUCGGGAAGCGACAGUCAGUUGAUGCGCCUCCUUUGGCUCCGACUUCCCAGGGAGGUGAACCACAAAUUUAGCGCGCUCAAGCCCUUCGUUUGCAGCUCUUCGUUGUGCCUCUACCAGCUCAUUUCGCUCGGUCUCGGACCUUCGCUCGAGCACGAGAUUCGCACGAAUGGACCCGCAGUCGAUCUGCUCAUCCAGCUCGCUUACACCGCCGCCAAGGACGACGUACUCAAGGGCGAAUACCAACCUAUCGGUAUCGCUCUGCAGGUGCCGGUGACGACGCAUCAUGCGGACGGGACGUCGACGACGGUCUACAGAGAUUACGAUCAGCUUGGUGAUGCAGACAAGUGCUUGGGAGUCACGGGACUGAUCUCUGACUUGCCUUCAGUCGUGAGUCACCCUGUGUCGAUGUGUUUGCGGUAUAGCCGUCGCUGACCUCGUUCGAGGUACAUCCUCGUGGGCCGCAGACCGAGAUGAAGAACUGGCUCGAAGGCGAGGGGAUGACGGACGAAGAUCGUAUGCUGCGCCGUGUGCGCAAGCUGACCGAUCUACGCUCCGAUGUGAUCAACCCCUCGUGUUGGAGACUGCUUCGGUGAGAUCGGGUUGACUCAUUGCAGGCGGGGGGUUGCUGACUUGUGUACCUUGUGUGUCGCAGCUGGAUCGUUGCUUCCAACACGAGUUACCUCAAGGCUAUCGAUGAAGAUGACGAGCUCGUGCAGCAGGUCCCCAAAGAAUAUCGUCAGUUCCGCCUCGUGGUCGGGUCUCCGGCCAAGGAGCACGUCUUUUCCGAGAGCGUGAAGGACGCCAAGGCCAAGGAUGCGAAUGCAGCUAGGUACCCGACCCUGUUCGCCUGGCAUGGCUCGUCGGUCAAAAAUUGGCAUACGAUGUGAGUGACCGUAUCGAGUGAAGCUCAUCUAGUUCUGCGAGUUUCGUUGACGAAGCGACCAUCACAGCCUUCGCGAGGGCCUUCAUUUCCGACAGACCAUUAACGGUCGCGCGUACGGCAACGGUCAGUACAGUUCGCAAAUCUGUCUCUCGUGCUUCUCUUGGUGCUGAAGUGCUUUCCUUGAUACCUAUAGGUGUUUACUUUGCCAAAGACGGGGAAAUUUCUCUCGGCCACUACGCUACCCCGGCAACCUACACGUGGAAGAACGCCGAGUACCCCGUCGCCAAGCUCGCCGCGCUUUGCGAGAUUGUCAACUUGCCCCAUUCUUUCGUGUAGGUUGCAUUCCGAUUUUAUUUCAUUGAGUCUAGGAAAGUGAAAGCUUCUGGGCUAAUGUUUGUUAGAGACUCCUGCAGGUCGCAAAAGCCGUAUUUCGUGGUCAACCAAGUCGACUGGAUCCAGUGCCGCUACCUCGUCGUUGAGCGCACGGUCGCCCCAAGUACCGCUGGCAGCGACGUCAAAGAUCCGAAAGCCGUCACGACCGGGGUGGUGCACGAAGUUGAACUUGACCCCGCCCAUCCCAUCACUUUGGGUCACAAGAAGAUCGGGGUUCCUGACCUCAUGCCCAAGCUGGAAGCGAUUAGUCGUCGUAUCGAUGGCGAUGUCGAGGAGUUGUGAGUCUCGGUACUAGUGCGCUAGUUCCUCCGCCCUUCCGCGGUGUCUGAAUCGAUGGCUUCUGGGUGCAGGAACCUUUCGGACGUCGAGAUACUACGCGAGCCCUCGUCUGUUGUCGACGUUUCCACCACGAGUCAACCCAGAUCGUCCCGAGCGGCCACUCGCAAAGGGUCGGCAGCGCAGGUCAAAGCUAGUAGUCCCCGCAAGAGCAAGGAGUCGACCAGCAUGACCGAUGCUACAGCAGCCGCGACGACUUCGAUCUCAGCCGACCCUGAGGACGAUCCCUUCGAGCCCGCCGAUGAUGACCGAUUGGCAUUGGUGCGAUUACUCCCUCCACCAAAGAACCCGAGUCGAUCGGCCAUGUCGACGAUCCAAAAGGAGAUGAAGGCGAUGCUCAAGGUCCAGAAGGAGAAGGGACCCACCGCGGCGGGAUUCUACUUUGAUCCGGAGCGCAGCAACGAUAACAUGUUCGCGUGGGUCAUCGAGUUGAUGGGUUUCGAUCCGGACUUGCCGAUCGCAAAGUAAGUCAACCGAAAACGAAGUGGUCGCCUGAGCCGCUGCGUUGUACUGACGUGGGAUGAUUUUGUCGCCUUGUAGGGACAUGAAGGCGAAAGGGGUCAAGAGUCUGUUGUUUGAGAUCCGCUUUGGCGAUAGCUACCCUCUCUCGCCACCCUUCUUCCGAAUCGUUCACCCUCGCUUCUUGCCCUUCAUUCAUGGAGGUGGCGGUCACGUCACUGGCGGAGGCAGUAUCUGCAUGGAUCGUGAGUCGAACGUUCUAGCCUGACGGCGUCUGCCAUUGUUUCUGAUUCGCUGAUGGCUUCUCUUGCACUUGCGCAGUCUUGACCUCGACAGGAUGGUCGCCAAUCUACCAAAUGGAGGCAGUCCUCUUGCAGAUCCGAAUGGCCAUGUGGGUUUAAGUGGGGACGGCGCCAACGAAUCUUGAAGCUGAACUUAUUCCGUCCCCUUCCCGACAGCUCCAACCUCGAACCACGUCCGGCUCGCCUCGACCCUCAUCAUUGGGACAAGAGCUAUACGAUCCAAGAAGCCGUGGAUGGCUUCAAACGUGCUGCAGCGACACAUGGCUGGACUGUUCCCGACGAUUUUGCGGUCAUCACUCGUGCCGGCUGA
This is a messenger RNA of Microbotryum saponariae, 4767 nucleotides long. The record is from the annotation of a GenBank genome assembly. Lineage: Eukaryota; Fungi; Basidiomycota; Microbotryomycetes; Microbotryales; Microbotryaceae.